GUCUUCAUUUACACAACUAUUUUUUAGGUUCGGGUUUAUCAUCCCCGAAAUUAUAGGUAGUUGGGAAACAAAAGUACAAUUUCUCAUGGAAGUAUUUAUUUUGGCAUCGAUUCUUGAAUGACGCUUCGUAAAUAGUUUUACUUUGAUAUAUUCCAAUAAUAUUAUACAAGUGUAUGGACUAUGGACAUUUCUCUAGAAAAGUGAUAUUUGCAUGUCUCAAACAAACAAAUUAUUUCAAUUAUUUUUAAACCUAUCGGACUGAGGAAAAUAUGGGUCAUAAUUUAAAAAAAUCGCGUGUGGAAUGUCAUGCGAUGCAAUAUAACCAAAUAUAACCAAUUUUUCCUUACAGCUUGAAUAAUCUUAUGGCAAAUGUAUAAUUUCUGUAUGCACAUAUAAGUUUCACAUUUGAACAAAUUAUGUAGAUUACAGUUUGACCUAGUCUUUCAUAUACAUUUGUAUGUAUAUAUGUAUUUAAAUUACAGCGCUUAUUCUUAAUAAAUACUACGAUAAGAACUUGUAAAAUCUAAUCUAAACGCAGAUAAUUAAUCCAUUUAAUUAUCAAAAUGUUGUUGGCUGUUCGAACAACUGUGAAAUUGUGCGUCUUUGUUCUUGGUAUUGUGAUAACUCUUCCAGUUAUCUUGUACCGACUCAUUCUUUCAACUCUGGUGUCUUACUUCUACUCCAUGAAAAUGGUCGAAUCGCGCAGUUCGUGUUUCCUUGCAGAGGAUUUUCACCUAAAAGAUAGCUACACUUCCAUGCUUAUCAUAGAACUCGAUUCUGGACAACACUUGGAAUUGUCGGAACUCCGUCGUCUUGUUCAAGAAAGAAUCAUUGAUGACGCAAAGUACUCAGAACUACGAUCUACAGUGACUCAAUUUAUGGGGUAUUUGUUUUGGAAAGAGGAUGAAGAAUUUAAGAUCGAGCAUCACAUCAAUGAACUGAAAGAUCUCAAAGUCCCUUCAGCAGACUUGGCCUGCCCAAACGAGGUGGACGAGUUGGCUAGAAAUUUAAUUCGAUGUCGAUCUUGGAAGAAGAAUAAACCCUUGUGGGAAAUUAUAUUAGCGUCAACAAACAGUGAAAUAAGAGCUGGCAGUGAUAAGAAAGAUGUAAUUUUCGUCAAGUACCACCACGGAAUGAUGGACGGUUUCGCGGCGUUUAACAUGUUAGGGCAACUAUUAGGUCAAGGUGACCUAAGUAUGAAAGCGAUUUGUAUCAACCAGGUUAAAAAACCAACAAGAAAUUGGAACAUGAUAUAUAAAUUAGUGUCAAGUCUUGCAAUAGCUCCGAUCGACGUAUGGCAGUAUUUCUAUUCAGUUGAUGGAGUAACCUGUAAACUACCUGCGCUUAGCAGUGAGCAUGAAACCAACUUCAAUGUUAUCUCACAUGCCGGGAAGUUGGAGAUCAUAAAAGCUGCAAAAUGGCGACACAAAGUUGAUUUCAAUUCUGUCUAUGUCGCUGGAAUUACAGCAUUUUAUCGCAACGUCUUAUUAACAAGUGGUCAUAUUAUAAAUCAUGAUGCUACCGUCGGGGUCGUCCUUCUCAUGCCAGGUCACCCAGGGACAAUGUCCAACUACAUCAUUGCAGCAAAUCUGGUUCUCCCAUUAAGAGAAUCAGAUCGGAUAAAGAGAUUACAAUUGAUAUCUCAGCAAAUAAAAAGGGUUACGAGAUCGCAAGUUCCGCGAUUUAUAUUUUUAAUUUUCACCUGGCUCGGCUCACUGCCACACCCACUUUUAAAAUGGGUUAGAAAUCAAGGAAUAAUAUUCAAAAAUCAUUUUGUGGCCACAAAUAUUGGUGGAGGAAGUGAGAACCAUACACUUACACUUGGAGAGAAAACUAUAUCUGGACUUCGAUCUGUAAUGAACACUACAAAAGAUGGACCGGGAUUUAAAAUUGGGCUGCUAACUUACAAUGGAGAUGUACGAGUGACAGCUUGUUUCAAAGGUGGACUAUUACCUGAAAGACCACAAAAUAUGAUGGCUGAAUGCUUUCAUGAAUGGGAGGCCUUGAAUAGAGAAUAUUAACGUGUACUCAAUCUUAUACAGCUCUGUGAAUACAACUUAUAGUGAUACUCUACUUAUGCGUUAAAUUGCAAAUUAUUUUGGGAACAACAUGUAAAAGUUGAAGCAAUUUUCAUUAUUUGUCAAUUAAUACACACACGCUUCUGAUAAAUUUAAA
Molecule: messenger RNA, 2175 nt
Organism: Folsomia candida
Lineage: Eukaryota; Metazoa; Arthropoda; Collembola; Entomobryomorpha; Isotomidae
Exons: 5
Coding region: 564-2021 (485 amino acids)
Biological process (GO): triglyceride biosynthetic process
Cellular component (GO): plasma membrane
Molecular function (GO): long-chain-alcohol O-fatty-acyltransferase activity; diacylglycerol O-acyltransferase activity
Source: RefSeq, a predicted model, not a curated record